AACAUGGCGGCGGCGACCCGCCGAGACGCCUGAGCCGGUCACAAGGGGCGUGUUCCACUCCAGUCAUGGCGGCCCCCGGACGGGCCGCUGGCAGUAGGGCUCUGGAAAUGUGCGGUCUGGGGCGGAUUUUGGAGGCGUUGAAGCUGCUGCUGAGCCCGGGAGGAUCAGGCUUAAGUUCACUACAGAUGACAAAAUGUGAUGUCCUGCUGGCUACUUUAAAAUCGAACCUGUCCGCUUUGGAGGAUGAAUUGCUGAAGGAUCCUCACUGGAAUGAAUUGAAACUCCUGAGGGAUGAAAUUGCUAAUAAGGCAGAAUGGCCACUAAACUCUGUGGAUGUCACCUGGAGUUUUACCUCUCAAACCUUACUGUUGCUGUUGUGCUUGAAGGAAACCAUGAUCUACCUUGCGGCUGAUUUCAGUCCAGGUAAACCCAACCCGAGGACUCCAGAAGCUGCCCCUGCCCUGAGCCCAGAUACACUUAGUGUCGCACAGCAGAAGACUGUCCAGUCAGCUUUGCAGUUUGUGGUUACCUUGGGUAUCUGCCCCUAUCUCAUGCCUGGUGUUGGAGUCCCUCUGAGAUGCAGGACUGAGUUUGGUGCUGGUGUUCAGGAUGUGGUACGUCUUGAUGCUGCCCCAGAUGCAGCCCAGAGACUUUACACCAGCUGCAGGGUCCUCCUGAAUAUUGCACAGCAUGCAUCUCUGGGGAGCUUGAUUUUCUGCCGCCAUUUGGGGGAUAUUGCAGCAGGUCUGUGCCAGCUGGGAUUCUGCCCAACUAAGAGGAAAUCACUAAAACCUGAGGGAGAGGUAUUAACUGAAGAGGAAAGAGCCCUAUCUAGGGAGGCCUUGAGAGACAUCCUGGAUCAAGUGUAUCAGCCAUUAGCAGUCCGAGAAUUACUUAUCCUCCAGGGAGGACCAGCCCAGUCUUGCACAGAGGCGAAGACACAAGUGAGGUGCCGGGCCCCAGCCUGGCUUCGGCGUCUAUGUGGGCAGCUGCUCUCCGAAAGGUUGAUGAGACCCAGCGGUGUUCAGGCGGUAGUCCGGGGCAUUUUGGAAGGAGCAGGUGCUGGGCCGGCUGGUGGGAGUGAUGCAGAAGCCACAGCCGCCGACUGGAAGAAGUGUGACUUGAUUGCAAAGAUCUUGGCCUCUUGUCCCCAGCAGUCUCUUUCACCAGAGGAUUACUAUCGGGAUAUCUGCCCCCAGAUUCUAGAUUUAUUUCACUUUCAAGAUAAAUUGACAGCACGACAAUUUCAGAGAGUUGCCACCACUACCUUUAUAACUAUGUCAAGUGAACAUCCACAACUGGCUGCAAAGUAUUUACUUCAGCCCCUAUUAGCUCCUCUUCAUCAGUGUUUAAAUACAGCAGAGAUUCCAGAGAGUGACAUGGUACCAGGGACCAUUUUGGUGACAGAAGAAGAACUUACUAGAUGUAUUGAGGAUGUAUUUAAGGUGUACGUGGUCGGGAAUGACCCUUCACCAGUUUUGGUGGAUUCCCUGCUUCCUGUUCUGCGGGUGCUCUUUUCGCUCUACUGUUUCACCAAGCAGAGUGUGUCUCACAUAAGGUCACUUUGCCAAGAGAUCUUAUUAUGGAUUCUAGAGAAGCUGGAGAGGAAAAAGGCAAUUGCCAGCCUGGAAGGAUUUGCAGGGUUGAACAAAUCUGUGUCCUCUCUCCAUUCUCUGUGUCAGUUUAGAGCUGCCGCUCAGGGUGGCAUUAUGAUUACCAUCAAGGAGGCCAUUUGUGAUGAAGAUGAAGAUGAAGCCCUAUACCAGAAAGUGUCCUCAGAGCAGUGCCAGCUAGAGUGUCUUGGGGACUUGUUAUUCUACUGCCAAGAAUGUGGCUUGGCAGGCGACUUUUUUAUCUUCUGCCUGAAGGAUUUGACUCACGUGGCCGUGGAAAACAAAGCAAAAUUGGAAAUGAAGCCCUUCUCCAGCCAAAGCCUCUUGGAAUUAGAGCAGCACCAAACUCUUCUUGUGGAAGGCCGGGAGCAGAAGCUGCUGGUCCUACAGCUGAUGGCUGUUCUCUGUGAGAGAAUGUCUGAGCAGAUAUUCACAAACAUCACUCAGGUUGUGGACUUUGUAGCAGUAACGCUGCAGCGAGCAUGUGCCAGCUUGGCCUGCCAGGCAGAGAGCACUGUGGAGUCGCAGACACUGAGCCUGUCCAUGGGGCUGGUGGCUGUCAUGCUUGGAGGAGCUGUUCAGUUGAAGUCAAGUGAUUUCGCUGUCCUGAAGCAACUGUUGCCUUUGUUGGAGAUGGUGUCCCGCACAUACCCUGACCCUGUCAUCCAAGAACUCGCUGUGGAUCUCCGCAUUACCAUCUCUACCCAUGGGGCCUUUUCCACUGAGGCUGUCAGUGUAGCUGCCCAAAGUACCCUGAACAAAAAGGAUGCAGAAGGGAAAACAGAAGCGUGUCAACAAGCAAGUCAUGGAAGAAGCACUGAUGAGUCUCGUAGCCACUUUGAACAACAUCAAAGCCAUGAAAAACCCAAGCAGACAGGCCUGAAGUCUGCUGCACUCGUUCCUCAGGUCAGUCAACACAGCCCUAUUACAAACCAGAAAUCUGGAAGCAUAACCACAGAACAGCUGCAGGAGGUUCUUUUAUCAGCUUACGAUCCUCAGAUUCCAACACGGGCUGCUGCCCUGCGGACUCUUUCCCACUGGAUAGAGCAGAGAGAAGCAAAAGCCCUUGAGUUGCAAGAGAAGCUUCUCACGGUAUUCUUGGAGAACUUGGACCAUGAAGACACCUUUGUAUAUUUGUCUGCUAUUCAGGGGGUUGCCCUGCUGUCAGAUGCAUACCCUGAGAAAAUCCUGCCUGGCCUGCUGGCUCAGUAUGACAGUGGUAAAGACAAGCACACACCGGAGACCAGAAUGAAAGUUGGGGAAGUCCUGAUGCGAACUGUCAAGGCAUUAGGGGACAUGGUCUCAAAGUACCAAGAACCUUUGAUCCACACCUUCCUGAGGGGUGUGAGAGAUCCAGAUUGUGCACACAGGGCCAGCAGCUUAUCUAACCUUGGAGAGCUGUGCCAGAGGCUGGACUUUCUGCUGGGCUCCGUGCUUCAUGAGGUAACAGCUUGCCUGAUUGCUGUGGCUAAAACAGACCAUGAAGUUCAAGUACGCAGAGCUGCCGUCCAUGUGAUUGUGCUGCUGCUUCGGGGCCUCAGCCAGAAAGCUACCGAGGUGCUGAGGGACGUCCUCAAGGAUCUCUAUCACCUGCUGAAGCACGUGGUACAUUUGGAACCAGAUGACGUGGCCAAGCUCCAUGCCCAGCUGGCCCUGGAAGAACUGGAUGAGAUAAUGAGAAACUUCCUGUUCCCACCACAGAAGUUGGAGAAAAAGAUCGUGGUCCUGCCAUAGGCCCGGCCCGAGGAUCUAGAAGUGGUGUUGGGACCACGCAGCCAGAGCAGUGCCCAAGCCUUCCAGCAGGGGGCCCCACGGCUUCUUCAGUGCUGACAGUGUGGCCGACUCCAGAGGUGGCUUUGUGUCUCUGGUCAGCUGUGUCUUUAGGCUGUCCUUCCCAAAGCGUCAGUUUAGCCACACUGCAUCCAGCCUGAAGUGUGUGUCGUUAAAAGAAAAAAGAUUACAGAUCUCAUUAACCUGCACAUUUUUCUCUGUUCUGUAGCAUUUAGAGAAGGAUGUCUACCCCAUGGAGUGUAUAUUUAACACAAUUGAGGGAAUUGACUAAUUGGCCAGUCUCUUCUUGCAGCUUGAGUAUAAGAGGUUGGCCACCCA
Messenger RNA from Manis pentadactyla (Chinese pangolin), 3722 nucleotides. RefSeq names its product transport and golgi organization 6 homolog (gene TANGO6). Gene Ontology annotation, biological process: protein secretion. The record is from RefSeq and is a predicted model, not a curated record. Lineage: Eukaryota; Metazoa; Chordata; Mammalia; Pholidota; Manidae. The transcript has 18 exons. Bases 66 to 3347 code for a protein of 1093 amino acids.